This is a messenger RNA of Mizuhopecten yessoensis (Yesso scallop), 466 nucleotides long. RefSeq names its product neurotrypsin-like. The transcript has 3 exons. The record is from RefSeq and is a predicted model, not a curated record. The annotation marks the transcript as partial. NCBI's taxonomy places the organism in Eukaryota, Metazoa, Mollusca, Bivalvia, Pectinida, Pectinidae. Gene Ontology annotation, cellular component: membrane.
ACUCUAGUUUAGCCUUCCGCCUGGUAGAUGGAGCGAACAAUUAUACUGGCCAAAUAGAGGUUUACUACGGUGGAUAUUGGGGUUCCAUUUGUCCCCAAAACGGGUACAAUCAUGCAGAAGUAGCCUGUAGGAUGUUUAACUACAGUGAUGGUUGGGCACUGCGUGUGUACAAGCUUUCUGAAGAACCGGUAUGGAUGAACAAUUUAAGAUGUAACGGUUCAGAGUCCAGUCUGGCUGAUUGUCAGUUUGACGGUUGGGGACAGGCUAUACCCUGUCUGUAUCAAGCUCAUGUCAGGUGUCAUAACGUAUCAGCUACAAGUGACAUUGCUGUCAGACUGAUGGGCGGACCAGACACCAACGUCGGACGAGUGGAGGUGUUCAAUGGUGGUAUGUGGGGAACAGUGUGUGCUGAUCCCAACUGGAACAACAAGGAGGCAAAUGUCACCUGCAGAAUGCUUGGACACAG